AUGACCGACAGCCCCAAGUGUCAAAAUCUUCAGCAGAUACUGGAUCGAAACCCAGAUUUUACUAAUGAUACCCCUCUAGAUCAAUUUUUCAGCGCCUUCAACUCGCAAUUCAUUUCUAAGAUUACCGAUGAUUCUAAUGCACCGCUAUAUGCAGAGGUUGGGUUCUGCAAUAAUAGCGAUUUUGUAACUAGCCUGCUAGAGUGGCUAGAUCAGCUGAAGGAUAUCCUGCUAGAAAUACCCACGGAUAAUGAAUCCGCUAACCUCGUUCCGAUUUCACUUCACGACAUGAAGUAUUUUGAUCUUUUGAUUAACUUAAUAGUGGUACACGGAUUCUACGCCAACCUGCCAUCUGGAAUCGGAAUUCCUCUGAACCAGAGAAGAAUUGAAAAUUUUAGACUGGUGGACAAGAGGUUUGAGAUCCCGAAAGCUCACAAGGCCAACCAUGACACACUAAGCCGCGCAAGCGAUGCCUUUUAUACAACUUUGAUGUCAGCACCUCUAAGGAAGAACGUCGUUGGAAGUCUGUUACUCAAAGGAGCUGGCUUCACAGAUCUACUUACUGCCUUAAUUGUCUUACAUUUUGAAAAACGAGAAGACCAACAAAGGUACUCUGUCAUGUUCCAAAACGCCGAGUCGUUGCAAGAAACCUAUCAACUCUUUUCACUCUACACUUUGUUAGUGCACACAACUAAAAAUCCUCAGUAUCGCGAAUUUGUUCUUUCUAAACUCUCUACUUUGCCUGUAAGAAGAAACAACGGUGUUAUAAGCUUAAUCGACUUUGUAGUCGGAGUCCGUGAAGAUGCAGAAAUUGACACCAGCAGAUAUAAUCGCGUUAGCCAAAUUCUUGUCAGCAAACCAAGAUCCCUGAGCAGUCCCGAUUAUUUUUCGAAACUGUUUGAUCAAAUUUGUGACGGACUUAUCUUCAUAAACAAGCCAAUCCUUGUUAGCUGUCUGAAUAUACUGGUGACCGAGUUCUACUUCAAGAACAAACGAAUAGUCCAAGAUUUUCUCUUCAGGAAGAUAAACAAGGUGCUCUACAACGAGCCUCGGCAAGAACACUCUUCCAAAGAAUUGAAUAAUACAAUAAAUGUGCUCGUAUCGCUUUCCAAAAAUCCUAGUGUAAACUUGACAAAGAGCUUGACCACGUCUGGUUCCAAUAACUUUUAUCUCACCUUGUGGAUCUAUUGCAUGUUUCUAAAGAAAAAUCAGCGCUUGCAGCCACAAAGCGACUCAAAAAAUUCCGCUGCACCAUACUACACCGUGGUCCUAUCUCUUUUGAAAACUUACAUCGUUAUCAACUCUGACUAUAGUGCUUUGAAUGUUAUAAUCAUGAAUUUAGUUAAUUUUGAUCACGAAACUUGGGGUUAUGGGAUCAAUCUCGAGAACCAGCUUCCUUACGUGAGGCUCAUUGAUCAGCGCAGCAUCGAUGAAGAGCCGAACCCGUUGCAUAUCGGUAAUGAUGAAAAAUUACGAAAGGUUCAGCAAGUGUUCUUAGACAUCGACCACGCAGUAGAGCUCUUUGUAGAGCUCUUAAAAGCACUAAAUGAACCAGACGUGGUAAAAGACAUUUUCCUGUCCGUUAUGAACCGUUGGGUUAACAGCACAACCAAAUCGAACCAAUCCGGAGAAUCAAUGUUUGCAGAAGAUUUUCAGAAUAGCUUGCUAGUACUCGUGGACCUCAAACUUAUGGAGAAAUUGGACGACACUUUCAAGAACGAUAUCAUCAGAAAGCCUAAGGACGUACUGAAGAUGAUCGACGAACUGUUCGAGCUCCCUGAGGAUAAUGAAGACGCGGCUGGGUAUCAUGAAGACUCAGACGACGAUGAAGACGAAGACGACAAAGUAGGCGAAGAAGACGAAUUAUUACAAAAUCCUAGAGCCACAAGUGUUUAUUUGACACUACUUAAAUUGUUGUCAAGUAUAUUGUCUACAACACCAAGCAGGGAACUCAAGCUGUGUCGCGACGUCUUGGAAUCAAUACUCAGGUCACUGCAUUUGCGUAAAGAGGAUACACAGUCUCAGUCCCUGGCUACCAAGAUUCAGGACUUGUUGAAAAGCAGUGAAACAAGUGCUUUAGGCGGCCAGUUUGCUCAGGAUUACAAUGAGCUAGACGCGGACAAUGAGUUCCUGCAAAAAGCAAUGGUAAAUAUUAACGACGCACUGGCACCAAUUAGAGCACACGGCUUGUACGAACUCCGCCAAUUAAUCGAACGAAAGUCCCCGGUAAUCGACCUCAAUUAUGUUUUGGAGCUGCAUGCGCAACAGUUACGCGACAAGGAGCCGUUCGUUUACCUUAAUGCGAUCAAAGGCCUUACUGCGUUGUGUGAGCUAGAGCCGGAUCGGACUGUGCUUUUUUUGCUAGGUCUUUACGGAGGCAAAGAUCCGCAAUCAAGAAACAAGCUGUCGUUAGACGACGAAUUAAAGGUUGGUGAGGUUCUAGCAAACUAUGUGAAGCCACAGAGCCUAAUGUUUGGUGGGGCCAAUGCCCGCCUGAUUGUUGCAGCAUGCGUAACGAAGGUACGGCAGCACGAGACUCUCGACAACCGCGCACGAAUGUCGGCCAUGUCUUUGCUAGGCGUUUGCCUAGAAACUAAUGCCCUGGGGAUCCGCAAAGAACUGUCCGAUAUUUUGGACUGCGCCGUCAACAUUUUAAGACUUGAAAAAUCUCGGAACGCCAGCGACGACUCCGAAGACUCGUCCCAACUGCUGAGACGUAGUGCCCUACAUCUUUUGCACGCUCUGCUCGCGCAUUCUGGGCUCGAACUUCUGCCCGCAAAUUACUCAGCCGCCCAACUAACUAGCCUACUAAACUACGUGAGAUCCACCGAUGCUGACUACCUCGUUUACGAACAAGCAGGCGCUUUGCUUCAAGAAAUUCAUGCGCUACAAAAUCAUACCGUAGUACCUCCGUCAACCGCUCAGCUGGGAAUAUAG
Messenger RNA from Lachancea nothofagi CBS 11611, 2934 nucleotides. NCBI's taxonomy places the organism in Eukaryota, Fungi, Ascomycota, Saccharomycetes, Saccharomycetales, Saccharomycetaceae. The record is from the annotation of a GenBank genome assembly.